This is a messenger RNA of Vespula pensylvanica (western yellowjacket), 2455 nucleotides long. Its product is annotated as eukaryotic translation initiation factor 5B-like. Bases 522 to 2333 code for a protein of 603 amino acids. The record is from RefSeq and is a predicted model, not a curated record. The transcript has 2 exons. NCBI's taxonomy places the organism in Eukaryota, Metazoa, Arthropoda, Insecta, Hymenoptera, Vespidae.
AUAUAUAUAUAAAUUAAUACAAAGAUGUCGUUAAUGUUAUCGAACUUUUGUAUAGUCGACAAAGAUGCAAUAAGAAAAUAAAUAUAUUGUAAAAAAUGUAAUUGUACAUUGCAAAAAUUUUAAGUGAGAAAAAGAAAUAAAUAAUUAAAUAAAUAAAUAAAUAAAUACAUUGUAAAAAAUUGAGUGUACAUCGCAAAAAUCUGAAAUAAAAUAUCUCUUGGUUAUAAUAGUAUUAUAUAUAAUAAUAUUAUAUACGUAUGAAUGUAUAAACAAUGGCGUGUCAGAAAAAAAAUCAUUGAUAAAUCGAUCAAAUUUAACAUCGUGUGUCAACGCCGUCUUUUGUUCUUUGUUACGAAUGAUAAAAAAAAAAAAAAAAGAAAAAUGUGAAAGUAUUUUCGUCCACGUCAAACUAAUGAACACAUAACCCAAUAAUAUCAAUUAAUUAAUAAUAAAUAAAUUAUAAUUAUUAGAAAAAUAAACCAUUUGGAAAGAUCUAAUUUCUAACGAUGUCGUGAGACACAAUGUUGAAAGUAUUCAAACUGAUUAGCAUUUUAAUUUUGAUCUUGUCAAUAUUUUUCCAAUUAAUUUCAAGCAAACCAUUUAUUCAAUCACUCAAUAUUUCCAAGAUCAAUAAAGAGCCUAAUUUUAGGCAUUCGAGCAAUGACGAAGAACAAAUGGCGAUAAUGUUCAAUCAAACUUUGGAUUACUUUAUACCACGACGUCGUUUAUUGGACAAUCAAUAUCAUCAGAAUUAUUCUAAAGACGAAACAAUUCGGCCGUUUAACGUUUCUAUUAAUUACAAUAAAAACAAUUUAAAUUUGUCGGUAACGCCAGCUUGGACGAUAGAUUUGUUGCCGAACAUAACAAAUGUUCCCGUUAACGUUGAAUACAUUUCGAGUACCUCGUUCGUUGAGAUUGAAUACGAUACGACACACGUUAGAAGAAAAAGAAAUGCCGCGGUAGACGACAAUCAAUCGAAGACCGACGAGGAACAUGAGAAUGUUGAAAACCCAGACAAAAAACGUUCGUCAUCGUCAUCGUCAUCGUCGGAUAAUGACGAGGACAGCAGUGAUCAACGUUCGAAUUUGCAGAAAUCUGAAAAUGACGAGUCCGAGGAUUACAGUGCGGACCUCGAGGAAUCCAACGAUACCGAAACUGACGACGAUCAGGAUAAAGUUCAAUCGAAGGACACUAAAACGAAACGAGAAAGUUCCGAUUACGAGUACGUCGAGGAUCAGGAUAAAUCAUCGGGCGACGUUAGAAUUAAACGCGAGGAAACCAAUCAGACGAACGAAAAGAUCAAAUUGGAAGAGAGUAACAAAAAUGUUGAGGAGAACGCUGAGAAAACUGACAAAAGCGAUGAGAGAGUUAACGAGUCGGAUUCGAAGAGAGACGCAGCGGAAGAGAAAAAUACUGAUACGGUUGAGUCGCCGAAAUUGGCGAAAGAAGACGACAGCGAAUACGAGAAACGUGUCGAGGAAAAAAUCAAACGUAAGAUAGAUUCUAUCAAGGAGGAGAUCAAACGUGAGAUCGAAAGGAAACGAAGGGAUCGUGAGAUCGAAAGGAACAAUGCCAGGUUCGAUGAAUUACAGAGUAAGGAUAACGAUGAACAGGAGGAACAAGAAGCGGUAAGUGCGAACGUCGAUGAGAAAAUGGCGUCUAAGAGAUCGUCCGACGACGUCAAACCUAAAAUAAUAAGAAGAAGGAGAAGGAGAAGAAGGAGAAGGAGAUCGAACGAAAGUGAGAGAAUCAGGCAUCGAUUGGAAGAAAUCGAAGGCGUUGAUAAUCUCAAAGACGAGGAUGAUUAUCGUGCUGCCGUACACGAAAGUAUUAGAAAAAGAUUUGCACCGGAUGAGUCAUCCGAUCAGGAUGAACCAAAGGUAAAUAGGAUUUCUUUGAACAAGGCACCGAUUAAGAAACGUGAAAAGAUUCGGCAAAUGUACGUGGUGAAGAACGACAACGACAAGAGACGAAGAAAGAAAAGAAAAAGAAGAGUUGCCGACGAGGGACACGUAUUGGUACCCGAACAGGCACACGUUAAGAUCGAAGAUGACCUUCCGCGUGAUCUAACGUUCGAUCCAAAGCUACGCAGAAGUCAACCCCUUGACGAGAAGGUAAGGAUUAAAAGAGCAAACGCAAGAUUGGUUACUUUAGAAUAUAGGCCGCAAAACAUCGAAGACGAGGAGAACGACGAAGGCAAUGAAUUUGGCGACGAUGGUUUCGAAGAUAGAACAUCGAAUUUGAAAGAUCGAAUUAGUAAUUCGUUGAUCGAAGACCAAGAGGAUAAAGAGAAUCAGCAUGUUAAUUUUCUUUUCCCUGGAAUUUCGUCUUGAUUGAAUGAAUCUGUUAGAUCCAAAUAUUAUCAUUUUGACGAAAAAUACUUUCCGCAGUUAGUUAAUAAAAAUAAUUCUCAGGAAUUAUUUUUCCAUCAUAAAUUUCUUACAUCUAUAUGAUU